Molecule: messenger RNA, 2545 nt
Organism: Anopheles darlingi
Lineage: Eukaryota; Metazoa; Arthropoda; Insecta; Diptera; Culicidae
Exons: 3
Coding region: 1-2517 (838 amino acids)
Cellular component (GO): extracellular region
Molecular function (GO): chitin binding
Source: RefSeq, a predicted model, not a curated record
AUGGCGAAACAGCAUAAUAGUGCAUCCUGUGCAAAGGCCACAGUUUCGUUCACGAAUCCAUGUUCAGUGCUAUUUGUGGUGAUCGUUAGUUUCAAUUGCUGUCUGCUGGUGCCGACUGGUGGUCUGGCGCAUCCACAGCAAGAGUUCUGCACCGAACCUACCCGGCCCCAUCCGGUGCGCUGCGAAUGGUUCUAUCGCUGUGCUUUGUUGCCGUCGCGUACGCUCGUCUGGAUAAUCGACCAGUGCCGGGAUGGGCAGGUGUAUCGGUACGGAUCAUCGGUUCCUUGUGUAACUCCCGAUAACGAUGGUGCAAAGUGCAAGAUUUCACUGGGAAACGGGGCAAGCAGUAGCAACGAAAACGUAGUGGAAACUCUUCAGUACGGAGGAGGAUCUUCAGUACCUCUGACAACAGCCGUACCGAAAACGACCAAGCAGACAGAGGCAACCGAUCGGCUUCACGGUUUCCUUCUUCCCAAAUUCGAAUCCAGCGGUGAUAAUGAGCUUGAAAACGAGUUAGACAGUCAGUUCGCAGAAGUCAGUGACUCCGCAUACGAUAAGCUCAAAUCAGUAGCCGAUAAAAGCAAUCUCGUUGAACAACAGCAACAAUCUCUCGAAGGCAUAAUGAACGAUGAAUGGUCCGUACUGAAUGAUAUGAAUACAAGGCUUCCUUUACCACCGGAUGGAAAAAUCCUUCCAGAACAUCUUUCCCAGAUUAUUGAACAGCAGAAUCAGUUAAAUCGAAUCGCUGCCCAAGUCACCCCCAGCAAAGAGGGUUCAAAUCGUAGACCGACCGGCAAUACGUAUCCUCUCAUAUCCACCGCAAUAUUGUCACGCACGCCUACUGCGGCCCACUACAACACGUUCGAUCAGUACAAGCAUGCAAACGGGCAGCCCAAGACUCCGUUUAUGCCGGAUCAAAUCAUUAACAGCAUCUUUCAGAUAUCGCAACAAAUGAUUGCCCAAAAGCCACCGACAACGAGCGUUAAACAGAACGAGGAACCCGCUAAAAAGCGCCCGGUAUUUAUACCAAUAUCAUCGUCGAGUGGUAUCGAUGCGACAAACAAACAUAAAGAAUCGAAGCAAUCUUCGACGCUGGUCGCUGCGAAACCGAUCGGCAUUAGUUUCAUUAAUCCAACGAGUCUCCAAACGACAAUGGUGGCCCAUAACUUGCAAAACCAGUCUCUCAAUGGGGUGGAGCCAAAUGAGCAUCAUACCAUACUUUAUGAUGAGUAUGGGAACAAGUUUUUGGCAAAAGGUGCUCUCAAGCUAGAGUCCGCUGCUCCCGUCCCACCGACACAUAGCGAACAGCCUGGACCCACGUUGAACGCACCACCGAAUGUCUCGUUGCACCCUAGCAUUCUAUCCUCAAUCAGCCCCAUUCUGCAGGAUUUUACCGCUACACCGAGCUACAGCUUUCCACCGCUUUCAUAUAAUCCCUCACCUCAGAUUCAUGCCACUGUGGACAACUACAGCACAUUCGGUAGUACGAUCAUCGUGCCUCAAGAUGAUUCUAAAGAGCCUCUAGAAAGCGAUGGUGAUCUAGAAGACGAUUCCGCUAGUGCUGAUGUGCCACAGAGUGACGAAGAGUUCACCUCACCCGGGAAUUCGAACGAAUCUGCGCAAAGUGGAGCGGAAAGUGAGGAGAAUGUAUCGUUUAAUCAGAGUCCCUUUGGCGAUACAAAAGGGCCAAUCCAACAGGACUAUGAUCAGUAUAAGGCCAGCAUAAUGCCACUGCUAAAUGUGAACCCCAACGAUGUGCGCAUAUCGGCAGUAACGUGCACUGGAGGUAGUCGACAGCCGAACACAACGGAUUGCUUCAAGUACUUCGUGUGCAGUCCUCAUUCGGGAGCCAUUCAUGCCUUUACGUGUCCUUCCUUUACGGCUUUUAACAAAAACACCCGACUGUGUGACAUUGCGUCGUACAAAGAAUGUAAGGCAUCCCAAAUCCCGGACAUUCAUACAACACAAUCGCCUGCGAAGCAAAAGAGGACCAAGCCCUCAACCAACAAGAACAAUCGCGUAAAGCCUAGCGAAUUAAUAACGGCACAAAAAUACAUCGAACUGAUGCGCCAGCAAUCGAACAAGGUGCAGACUCGCAAUAAACUCCCGCAGCAGCAGCAAACCCUUGCUUUAUCGGACGGAGUGGUGGUUAAAACUAUCUCGAACACGGUAGACCGUAACGUCACUCGCAGUGCGUCUACGAAAGUACGAAGAAAACCUACCCCCGCCAGAAGGAAAAAUGGCAAUAGAACUAGACCUACAGCAACCAGCACAACGACGACGACGACGACUACUACUACUCCCGCGACUCCGAAAACGACACGGCGUCGCAAGGUGAUACGGAAGUUGCCCCGCUGCCGCUUUGAAGGACGAAUACCAGAUCCUAAAAGCAGGAGCAAUUACUUCCUUUGCCAUCGAAAAAGUGAGAACAAGUUCAUCAAAAUAAAGGUGUCCUGUCCCGGGGGGCUAGUAUACUGCGCUGCGCUACAGUACUGCACGGUUUCUUCGAACUGUUGAUCCAACAUUUUCUAAACUAAGACAUUUC